Molecule: messenger RNA, 1416 nt
Organism: Branchiostoma floridae (Florida lancelet)
Lineage: Eukaryota; Metazoa; Chordata; Leptocardii; Amphioxiformes; Branchiostomatidae
Product: phytanoyl-CoA dioxygenase domain-containing protein 1-like
Exons: 6
Coding region: 1-564 (187 amino acids)
Source: RefSeq, a predicted model, not a curated record
AUGUGGCCGAGUACUUACGUACAGAACCUGGACAGGGGCCCCAUUCACGCACGCGCAGAAGCCAUCGCACGUCUACUGUUGGGAGAGGACGUCGCGUUUGACUUUGACAUGCUGAUCUACAAGGCGCCCCAGACGAACACCUGCACCCCCUGGCACCAGGACGAGGCUUACUGGCCCGACAUGCCCGACAAACGCGCCCUAUCCUGUUGGGUUGCCCUUGACGACGCGACCGUUGAUAACGGGUGCAUGUGGUUCGUUCCCGGGUCUCACCUGCAGCCGGUCCGGCCGCAUCGGGCCGCUAAGGAGGGCGUGCACGUGCUCAUGACGGACCACUGCUCAGAGGAUGAGGGGAGCGCCAUGCCCAUCCCGGCGGGGUCCUGUACCCUGCACCACGGGCGGACUCUGCACUACACCCGCGGCAACAGCACGGGGCGGGAGCGGCGCGCCUACAUCGUCGCCUACAGGCCUGGCGACAUGGUGCGCUGGGAGCGCGAACACGGGUUCGACCACGGCAAGAAGGGAAUCAAGAAGGUUCUUAAACUUGACCAGAAAGAGGACAGCUGAGAGGUGUACUGCUGCGUGACGUCACUCUCCAAGCAGAUGUUAGGGAGGCUUUCCCUUCCUGUGUCAGAGGGUCGGUUCAUCACCGAAAAAGAGAGUUGAGAAAAUGUAAGGAUUUAACCUCGCCAACAUUGGCUUGGUGACUUCCCAGGAGCAACAGAGGAAAAUGAAAUGAUGUAAGAAUCCUAGAAUAUUGAGAAGUGCCAGGAAGUAUUUGCUAUUGGAGGAUGGUGCACAAUAUCGGACAACUGAAUCUACAUCCACGUCAUGCCAACACAAGAAGGAAUUAUGAACAAAGAAGGGACUUUUCACCUUUAAGAUGUGAUGGGAACGAUUGUUGCUGUAGUUUUACUUAGAACGUUCAACCUGAGGUAACAUAGGCCAGUAACCCUGUGUUCUUUUUCCAUUUAAUUUUCAUAUAACCUCAAGACCAUAUGAUGGUUGAUGUAAAUCUGAAUGAUUAUUCUAUCCUUUAAUACUGGAAAAUUUUACUUAGCAGUCAGAUACAUUAGAAGGGUAGAGAAAGCUUUAUUUUGUUGUGAAAAAAUGACCUCCAUAAAAAGGAAUAGAAAUAACUUACUCCUGCGAUAUAAGUUAUAAUCAUGGAUGCUGAAUUAUGAAAACGAAACAUUUACUGUUGUUCUAAUGGACCAAAACAGUGGUGAAAACAACAACAACAAGGAUAUGUUAUUCCAGCCACUAUGUAUACAAUAGAUAUGCAUUAAUAAAGACUCACUUUUUAAAUAUCAAAAACAUUUGCCUCAUUGGCAAUUUGUACAGUAGAACUCUUUCACAAUCUUUGAUACAAAUUUACAAAAUCAUGGAUAUAAACUUGUUAAAUCUUGUAACAUACAA